AUGGAGUUGGAGCACUUGUUCAGAAGUGGAUCAGAUCAUACCUCAAUGCAAAUCAAGUUUAGCACUAUUAAUGAGCAUAUUACUAAAUCUUCCAGGUUUCUAAAUAUGUGGCUGUCGCAGAAAUAUUGUAUGGAAGUCAUAAAAGCAAAUCAGCAUACUCAGGUGCAAGGAAACCCAUUCAUCAUGUUCCAUCAUAAGAUGAAGCAAGUUAAAAAUGCUUUAGUUAAAUGGAGUAUGGAACACUUUGAUAACAUUUUCCAGGAAAUUGCUACACUAGAGGAGAUUAAUAAAGUGAAAGAAAAUCAAUUUGAGGAGAGGCCAAUAGGAGCAAAUAAAGAAGGAUUAUUCAAGGCUCAGGCUGAGUUGAAUGUGCAGUUGAGGAGAGAAAAAGAAUUCUGGAAGCAAAAUACUAGAUUUCAAUGGUUCAAGGAUGGAGAAAGUAAUACAAAAUUUUUCCAUGCAAUAGUAAAACGAAGAAAAAACAGGUUAAAGGUGCAAAGAAUUCAAAAUAAGGAAGGGGAAUGGAUAGAAGAUCAGAAUAGCAUUGCAGAUGCUGCUGUUGCCUUUUAUCAGAAUGCAGGAGGACCAGAUGGGAUGACAGGGGCUUUCUUUUAA
Capsicum annuum is the source of this 615-nucleotide messenger RNA. RefSeq lists its product as uncharacterized. The record is from RefSeq and is a predicted model, not a curated record. NCBI's taxonomy places the organism in Eukaryota, Viridiplantae, Streptophyta, Magnoliopsida, Solanales, Solanaceae. The transcript is spliced from 2 exons. Bases 1 to 615 code for a protein of 204 amino acids.